AUGGAGCAACCGCCAGAGCAGAUACAGUCGGAGCUGGAGAAAUUCAGGGAGCGAUGGCGUGCUGAGGUCUCGGCACGAACCAGAAACACAGCCGGAGGUUCGCAGCGUCAGGGCCAGACAGCGCCGUCGGGCUCUGCGGCGCCAUCCUCAUCCAGGGGCCCUCCAAGAAAACUAGAAGCUUCCCACAGGAGAAAUCCGUCCCGGACAGUUCAACACAUCGACGAUGAGGAAGAGUAUGUCCGUACUCAGAAUUUCGACGAUGAACCUGGCAAGGCCAAGACCGUCAGCUCCCAUGCGCCAGCGGAGACUGAGGACAAGGAGCCGGAAACGGCUUUGGAAUACUACGAGAAGGCGGUCGACAAAGAGACCGACGGCAAGCUCGGAGAUAGUCUCCAUCUCUACCGAAAGGCCUACCGGUUAGAUAAUCGAGUCGAUCGGGCGUACAGGGAAAAGCACUACCCUGGCAUCUGGAAGAAGAAGCCUGCCGGGACUCAAGCAGCGGCAGCCCAGCCGACCCUCUCGCACCCCGCCGCGACGGCUCCGGGUGCGGCCCACCCCUCAUCCGAAGGCCCCGCACCGUUGUCUCUCCCGGACCUCAUCGCCAGUUUCGCCGGCCUUAGCGUCCAGGGGGCUCCGCCGCCCGUGGAGGGCAUGCCGGCGCCCCCGUGUCCCAUCGCGGGCCUGCCCGAUGAGAUCCUGCUGCACAUCCUCGGAGAUGUUGCCGUCCUGGACGUCGGGGACUUUGUGCGGCUCUCCCAGGUUUGCAAGCGGUUCGCCUACCUGGCGGCAACGGACGACCGCAUCUGGCGACGGGUGUGCCUCGGACCCGAGUUUGGCUUCGCCGGCAUGGUCUACCACUGGCAGCGCGGCAUCUCGUGGGAGGAGCUGAACCCGGAGCACGAGCUGGACGAGGAAACGUUCACCAUGGAGGAGCUGCAGCAGCGGCGCGCCGAUGAGAGUGAGGCCACGACGCACGCCUUGGCCGCCACCGUGUACCCGUCUUGGCAGCGCAUGUUCCGCCAACGGCCGAGGCUGCGGUUCAACGGCUGCUACAUCAGCACUGUGAACUAUAUCCGCACCGGCCACGCGUCGGGCAAUCACAUCACCUGGAACUCGCCGGUGCACAUAGUCACGUACUAUCGGUACCUCCGCUUCUUCCGCGACGGAACCGCCAUCAGCCUCCUCACCACCAACGAGCCCGCAGACGUGGUGCACCACAUGACCAAGGCCCUGCUGCGGCAGCACGAGAAGGGCGUUGCUUCGCACCUGCCCACCGCGGUCAUGUCGCAGGCUGUCAAGGGCCGUUGGCGGCUGUCCUCCUCCAUCGAUAACCCGGACGCCAGCCUGGCCGAUGCCGAAGGCGAUCUCUUCGUGGAGACCGAAGGCGUGAGCGCCAAGUAUUCUACCCGUAUGGAGUUAUCGAUGAAGAGUGCUGGCACCAAGGCCCGGAACAACAAGUUGAGUUGGAAGGGAUACUGGUGCUAUAACAAGCUGACGGACGACUGGGGCGAGUUUGGCCUGAAGAAUGAUAAGGCAUACUACUUCAGUCGGGUCAAGAGCUAUGGCUUCACUGGGGAAUAG
Molecule: messenger RNA, 1581 nt
Organism: Neoarthrinium moseri
Lineage: Eukaryota; Fungi; Ascomycota; Sordariomycetes; Amphisphaeriales; Apiosporaceae
Exons: 1
Coding region: 1-1581 (526 amino acids)
Biological process (GO): SCF-dependent proteasomal ubiquitin-dependent protein catabolic process
Cellular component (GO): SCF ubiquitin ligase complex
Molecular function (GO): protein binding
Source: RefSeq, a predicted model, not a curated record